AAAUGUCCCGUGAAUGUAAUGCGGCCAGAUUUACAGCAGCAGGGCUGGAGGUGUGUUUGCUGCCUCAGUCAGCUGCGUGAGCUCCCUGCUGGGCUGCCCCUUUCUGACAGAGCAGCAGCAGCUGGGAAGGUGCUGUUUCAGGCUCUUGCUGUUAGGAAAAAAAAAAAAAAAAAAAUGAAAGCGAGAGGGGGGAAAUUGCACUAAGUCCACAAGCUGGCAUUGGAGGGGGAGAGCGCGGUCAUGUGGUUCUGGCCAUCCUACCCUCUGUCACGGUGUAGAUGAGAGCUUUUUGCUCUUAUCCAAUCAUGCCUGGAAUGCCGCUUGCCACUUGGGCUAUUUCUGCUAUCUGUCGCUCUUGGUGCCGCAGUGCUAACGGUUUGGCAGAUGGGACACUUUUUCUUGGAGUUGGUGUCUUUGGUUUUUGACUUCUGGCAGUGCCGGGCUUGUUGUUGCUGCUCGCCCUCUCCCUCUCGGCCCCCCUGGUCACCAUGGCCCAUCGGCUUCGGUUUCAUUUUGGCUCUGGGCGCAGCAACACAGCCCCCGAGUCAGAGAUCCUAGACCAGGAGAGAGAAGAAGACUUUUUCAUGGCAUUCCACACCCUCCCGCGGCGGAGCAGCCCACAUCCCUUCACCCAGAAUGGAGGGGAGGACGGCGGUGGCCUGCAAGAAGGCGUGGGCGCGCUCAAGCGCAGCUCGUCCAUGUUCAUCCCGCAGCUCCUCACCAGCAUCGACGCACGCCCCACACGCAGCUCCUCCGUGCAGAUCUCCCUGCAGCGCAAGGCAGCUGAUGGUGCCACCGACGGGUGCGGGCCACCCAAUGGCUCUGAGGACCGGCCUCCCAGUGCCACAUCUGACCUCGGGGACCAGGCCACAGCUGCUGGGGCCCAGAGUGUUGUGCUGGAGCCCUCGCCAAGGGACACCCCCGGGAGCUCUCCUCCCAGGGCAGCCCGGGACCCCCAGGUCAACGGCACAUGUGACAGGCGCUUUCAGGAACCAGGCUUGGCAGAUGGCUUGGAGGAGGCCGCCCCGGGCCUGCGUAUCCAGCACCGUGCCUCAAGCGCAGACGUGCGCCAGGUGCGCCUACUGCCUUUUGGGUCUGAUAGCCAGGCAGCGCAGGAGCCCAGGCGCUGGUCCCUGCAGCAUGUUCCGGAUGCUUCUGGAAGCUCCGGGAAGCGAUGCUUUGUCUUCCAGUUGCAGCAGCCCCAAAAAGGUGCACCAGGGCUAGGCAGUGACUUCAAUUUUGGCUUUACUGGCACUAAGGGGGACAGAUUGGUGAGGUAUCCCCGCAUUCGGCUGGAGAGGAGCACUUCGUACCCUACCCAGCCCCGAGUGGGCCGGGGGAGCCCCACGGAAGAACGAGGAGUCCCUGAGACUACGCCGCCUCGGACAGGCAGGAUGGCUCCUGAGAUCCGCAGGACAAAUUCCAUGGAGAGGACUCCACAGGGUCAGGGGUGCACGUUUAAGAUCAGGCAAGAUCAAAACGCUGGGCAGCAGCAUUUCCGGAUUCUUGUGACUCGGGAGCCCGAAGAAACUCCCCAGAAUUCUGAGGAGAAGAACGGCAAGAGUUCUGGUCCAACAGGAGCAGGUGCCCCGACACGAGACGACUUCCUGGGCCAGGUGGACGUGCCCCUUAGUCACCUUCCGACAGAAGAUCCAACCAUGGAGCGACCUUAUACAUUUAAGGACUUUCUCCUCCGACCAAGAAGUCAUAAAUCUCGAGUUAAGGGAUUUUUGCGGUUGAAAAUGGCCUACAUGCCAAAAAAUGGAGGUCAGGAUGAAGAAAACAGCGAGCAAAGAGAUGACAUGGAGCACGGGUGGGAAGUUGUUGACUCCAACGACUCAGCUUCUCAGCACCAGGAGGAGCUUCCUCCUCCGCCUCUGCCCCCAGGCUGGGAAGAGAAAGUGGACAAUUUAGGCCGAACGUACUACGUCAACCACAACAACCGGACCACACAGUGGCACCGACCCAGCUUAAUGGAUGUGUCUUCCGAAUCAGACAACAACAUUAGGCAGAUCAACCAGGAGGCUGCACACAGGCGUUUCCGCUCACGCAGGCACAUCAGUGAGGACUUGGAGCCCGAGGCCUCCGAAGGUGGAGAGGGCCCUGAGCCUUGGGAGACCAUUUCAGAAGAAGUGAAUAUGGCUGGAGACUCCCUCGGUCUGGCUCUGCCUCCACCACCAUCCUCCCCUGUGUCUCGGACCAGCCCUCAGGAGCUGUCGGAGGAGCUGAGCAGAAGGCUUCAGAUCACUCCAGACUCCAAUGGGGAACAAUUCACUUCUCUGAUUAGAGAACCCUCCUCCAGGUUACGGUCCUGCAGUGUCACCGACACAGUCGCGGAGCAAGCCCACCUACCACCGCCCAGUGCCCCAACUAGGAGAGCGCGUUCAUCAACUGUCACAGGUGGUGAGGAGCCAACGCCAUCAGUGGCCUAUGUACAUACCACGCCGGGCCUACCUUCAGGCUGGGAAGAAAGAAAAGAUGCUAAGGGACGCACAUACUAUGUCAAUCAUAACAAUCGAACCACAACUUGGACUCGACCAAUCAUGCAGCUUGCAGAAGAUGGUGCCUCCGGAUCAGCCACAAACAGUAACAACCACCUAAUCGAGCCUCAGAUCCGCCGGCCUCGUAGCCUCAGUUCGCCAACAGUAACUUUAUCUGCCCCACUGGAGGGUGCCAAGGAUUCACCCAUACGCCGGGCUGUGAAAGAUACCCUUUCCAAUCCACAGUCCCCACAGCCAUCACCCUACAACUCCCCCAAACCACAACACAAAGUCACACAGAGCUUCCUGCCACCUGGCUGGGAAAUGAGGAUAGCUCCAAACGGCCGGCCCUUCUUCAUUGACCAUAACACAAAGACUACGACGUGGGAAGAUCCACGCCUGAAAUUUCCUGUACAUAUGCGGUCAAAGGCAUCAUUAAACCCCAAUGACCUUGGCCCGCUUCCUCCUGGCUGGGAAGAAAGAAUUCACCUGGAUGGCCGCACAUUUUACAUUGACCAUAAUAGCAAAAUAACCCAGUGGGAAGAUCCAAGACUGCAGAACCCAGCCAUCACUGGGCCGGCUGUUCCUUACUCCAGAGAAUUUAAGCAGAAAUACGACUACUUUAGGAAGAAAUUAAAGAAACCCGCUGAUAUUCCAAACAGAUUUGAAAUGAAACUUCACAGAAAUAACAUAUUUGAGGAGUCCUAUCGGAGAAUCAUGUCUGUAAAAAGACCAGAUGUCCUAAAAGCUCGAUUAUGGAUUGAAUUUGAAUCGGAGAAAGGUCUAGACUAUGGGGGCGUGGCCAGAGAGUGGUUCUUCUUACUGUCCAAAGAGAUGUUCAACCCUUACUAUGGGCUCUUUGAGUACUCUGCAACGGACAACUACACACUUCAGAUCAAUCCCAAUUCAGGCCUCUGUAAUGAAGAUCAUUUGUCUUAUUUCACUUUUAUUGGAAGAGUUGCUGGUCUGGCAGUAUUUCAUGGGAAACUCUUAGACGGUUUCUUCAUCCGACCAUUUUACAAGAUGAUGUUGGGAAAGCAGAUAACUCUGAACGACAUGGAGUCUGUGGAUAGUGAAUACUACAACUCUUUGAAAUGGAUCUUAGAAAAUGACCCUACCGAACUGGACCUCAUGUUCUGCAUAGAUGAAGAAAACUUUGGGCAGACGUACCAAGUGGAUUUGAAGCCCAAUGGAUCAGAAAUAAUGGUAACAAAUGAAAACAAAAGGGAAUAUAUUGACUUAGUCAUCCAGUGGAGGUUUGUGAACAGGGUCCAGAAGCAAAUGAAUGCCUUCUUGGAGGGAUUCACAGAACUGCUUCCUAUUGAUUUGAUUAAAAUUUUUGAUGAAAAUGAGCUGGAGUUGCUGAUGUGCGGCCUUGGUGACGUUGAUGUGAAUGACUGGAGACAGCAUUCUAUUUACAAGAAUGGCUACUGCCCGAAUCACCCCGUCAUUCAGUGGUUCUGGAAGGCUGUGCUGUUGAUGGACGCCGAGAAGCGGAUCCGGUUACUGCAGUUUGUCACGGGGACGUCCCGGGUACCCAUGAAUGGAUUCGCUGAACUUUAUGGUUCCAAUGGUCCUCAGCUGUUUACAAUAGAGCAGUGGGGCAGCCCUGAAAAACUGCCCAGAGCUCACACAUGCUUUAAUCGCCUUGACUUACCUCCAUAUGAAACCUUCGAAGAUUUACGAGAGAAACUUCUCAUGGCCGUGGAAAAUGCCCAAGGAUUUGAGGGGGUGGAUUAAGGCCUCCUUCCUCGGGGCCACUGACCAUCCAGCAAGCUCCACGUGCUCUCUUGCAUUUGCCUGACAGACUUUGCAGAGCCGGUGGCGGGCACCACUGUGCAGCAUGGCUCCCUGAGCCCGGCCUCCGUGCCUGCCGUGCCCACCUCCAGACCCGGGAACCCGGUCCCAGCUGAAUUCCCGCUCCUCACCACGAAUUCUCAACUGGUUGAUGUGUACACUAAUUACAUUUCAGGAAGACUUGUUCUAUUUAUGUUGUGCCUCUGCAGGCAAAGCCCUUAAUAAAUAUUUUGCAUACUUUCUAAUGACAGUGAAUGGAAUUAAUCACUCUACAGGUAUAGUAUUACAAUUCAUGUUUACUUUUUAAAAUGAUUUAGACUGAUUUUCAGAUUUUAUUUCAUUACAAUUAAAGAUGUCUCAUGUACUUGGUAAAGUGAGCAUAUUUUUUUUUGUAUUUGAAUUUCAUACCAGGCUUAAUGUCAAUGACAUUUUUAUUUUUGAAGUACUUUGACACACUGCCCCUCUACUUUAUUAGAAUUAGAAAUUAAUUUUUGUCCAAAAACCUUCUACAGAGAAGAACUUGGAGAGACUUUCAAAUAUAACAUUAGGUAUAAUGAUAAUUUUUUUUCCAUACUCAGAAUGAAAAUAAACUGGACAUUACUUUUUUUGUACAAAUUUAGAUACUAGCUACAGGCCGAGAGAAUUGUAACAUAGCAUGACAUAUUUGUGUUAACUUGAAAGGAAUCACACCAUUAUUCCUUAGAAGUAAUUACGUGUGCUAUAACACAUUUGAGACGGGUAGGCUAUCACUUCUCAUGAGAGAAAUUAUUAACCCUUCCUGUUGCUGUACAGCCACCCUUUUAUUAUGUCUCCCUUUUGCUGUUUGUAGUAGAGACAUUUUGAAUGAAUCUUGGCACUGCUUGGCGCAAAACUGUGGAAGCCAGAUCCCCGUCAGUCUCCUUUUAGUGCAUUCGCUAAUCGUAGCUAAAUAACCAGUUCUUGCUCUAACUGCACCAGUUCCCGAAGGCACUUUAUGUACCACAUGGAGGUCAUACCUGGUUUUGUUUUUGUUCAUUUUUUAAUCAUAAACAUUAAAUGUGAUGAUUAUUUCUUCUCCCUGCACACAUCUUUCUGGUGCAAUAUCUAUCAGUUGUGAAUCUGGCUGCUGGUGUAUAAAAUCCUGAAUGUAAAGCUGAGCCUAUAGACCUGUCCUUUCAAUUGUUUUGUGAUUUCUACUCAACUACAAAGAUUUAUUUAAUAUACACUUAAUCUAACCAACUUCUGUUACCUAGGACCUGUUGCAUGCUUCAAUACCGUGUACUGCCUGAGUCGUGUCUCUUGUAUGCUAGAUUAAAAGUGAGAAAGAAGACUUGCCUUGAUUCCCGAGGUCACGCUGUGGUGGUGGUGGACUGAGGGUCUCUGUGCAGUUCGGUUCUUUCCCACCCUAAGUCUGUGUUGCAGAAUUCUGUCGUGUUCUGAGAAGAUGCCUGAGGCAGUGUGGGAGUUUAGUAACCCUGCUGUCCUGUUUCGCUUGUGUUGCUGUAGAACCUCUUGUGCUAAGUUAGGGGAUGCUGGAGAGUGGGUCUCCUGCCAGUCAUAGAUAAGACAAAAAUUGGUGGUUCCGAGUCUCUGUUGUGUAAGAAGAACUUUGGUGUAAGAAAUCAGUCGUAUUUGUGCAGUUCUGGGCGGCAUGUGGGACAGCGUGGACACUUGUGGUUGUAAGCCAGUUGUCUGAGGGAGUACAGAACCCUGAAGUUCUAGAGGAAGGUGACUUGCUACAGGGCUGGGUUUUGGCUCCCUUUUCAUGUUGUUUAAAGAUACUUAGUAGUGAUCAGAAAGCUUGGAUGUUAAGUAAUGAUUUUUAAAAUGUUUAUUAUUUUUGGUUUUUUGGUGGAAUUUUUUUUUUUUUACCCCCGACAGUUAACAAAUGUCUCAGUGGCAAAAAAAAUCCUUUCUUUUUGUAAUUUUAAUACCCCAGAGUCAGUUAUCUUGUAAAAAAAAAAAUCAUGCCAAAGCCUAAAUUGAGAAGCAUGCUUUGCUGCUUUUUGAGCAAGACCGUGUAAUUUAUAGGAGGAGAAAUCUGAUUCUUGUGUAAUAACUGAGAUUCUUCUGUCGUUUUGUAAGUUGUAUGUUAAAAAAUCAGAGUAUUCUCUAAAUGCAAAUUAGACUUGAGUGUUGAAAAUACAAAAAAACUAUUCAGAUCAUUUUAAAAUCAGGAAUGUAUAAGAAUCAUCAACAUAUACCCUGAUGAAUACUUAAAAGGGAGUAAUUGUGAGUGACACUUCACCUUUUCUAGCCUUUAAGUUACCCUCUGGUUUUAAUACAACUAAAUAUUGCUGGAUUUGGGGUUUAGUUUUUAAAAAAAAAAAAAAACAUCAACAUGUCGCUGUUCCUCAACUAUUUACAGAGUUUCACUCUUUGCCUAGAAUGAUUCUAUAUCUUCUUGUCUAAAUUUUAAUGCCGCUCUUGGUGAUUUUCAUGACUUAACUACACGUGGUGGAAGAGAAAAUGCACUGCCCAAGGAACAAAUUGCUGGGUCGUAGCUGGGUCCUCCCAUCUGGCAGGCUGGCCUGGGGAAGGAGGGCAGUGCUGUCUAUCCUACUUGUCCCAGCAGCCAGGCUGCUCGGCACACCAAGGUCUCUGCUUGUCAUCCCUAAGCCAUAGAGAUCACUGUAGUCCCGUUUCUGUGGUUCCCUGCCAAAGCUGUAGUUGUCACAGUCCUUCACAGAAAGCUGAGUGAAUGCCAGUGUGCACCCUGUAUGUGGAAGGACCUAGAGCAUCACAUGGCUGCUGUGGAUUCUGGGGUGUUUCUGUUCUUGUCCCAGUUGGUCUGAGGGUAAAUCUGGAAAGUCUUUCCGGCAGGAUUAGCUCAGACUGAGUGCUGGUGUGUUCAGUUCCCUUGUGCACUUACCUUGUGCACAUUUCCUUUCCUGUAGCCAGUCCUCUGAAAAUUAAGGAUGGGAGAUACUUUGUUUCUAAGGCCCAUUCAUAGUUGACAUCAGAUAUUUCCUAAAUUCAUAUGGCAAAUGAUAGAAAGCAACUUGACAUGCAUUAUUCCUCCCAUUUAGGGACCCAGUAGCACAUUCUGAGAAGCAAUUUGCAAAACAUUUGAGCCGCUUUCUGCACCUCACCUUGUUGCAUGGACGGCAUGCACUGUACCAUUGUUCUUUGAUCUUGCCAGAUCCCAGUUGCCUCUGUUAAAAGUCAAGUUCGUAUGCAGUAACGUUCUAACUGUUGUAAUAAUUAACAGUUUGGUUUGGGUUUUUUUGUUUUGGGUUGUUUUUUUUUUUUUUUGCCAGUUGACUCCUGUAUUUUCCUAAUAGUCUCACAUUUCACAUGUGAGAUUUUAAAGUCUGCACAGAGAGCCUGAGGUCAUCAGCUCCCCAGCCCCUCCCCACUGUGCCAGCUCUCCUCUUACUGUCCUCUCCCUUCACCCUGUCUCUUCACCCCUGUGGCCAGGAGAGCAAGGGAGAUGCUGUCUGGUGUUAUUUUCUGCCUUGCCAGCAGGGAUGCCCUGACUCCCAGAAGCACUUGCGCUACCUCUGUCCUGUUCAGGCAUUGGGGUACACAUCCUAAGUCAUGUCAAAACUGCCAUUUUCAGGCCUGAGAUAUGUUAAAAGACAAAAACUUACUCUACUUCGUAGUCUAGAUUUUAAAACUGGGAAGAAAAUGUGAUAUACUUUGGACCACUUUUUUAAUUUAUAUAAGCCUUAAUGAACAGUAUAUAUACACUUACAUAUGCACACUCCACUCCAGAAUAUUUUCAAUGUGUCAGAGAAAAUGCUGUAGCAUUAGGACAUGAGCCUGUGUUAAUGUUUUCUAGGGAAGGAAUAGCUUUCUGUCUGUUUGAAAUUUUCCAAGGAAACCUCUCACUUGACAUCUGUCCUUUGUCAAAGAUGUCACACUCAACGCAAUGCAUGUUUAAAGUGCAUGUCUCCGUGUUAGCUUUGUUUGUAAGGGGUAGCAACAGGAAUCUAAGGACAGCACUGUUGAUGCCUGACCUCUAGUGUACUGCAUUCUCCACCAAGUAUCAGUACAUUGAAAGCCUUUUCCAUGACCAGGACUUUCAUCAACAGAUGUCCAUGUUCCUUUGUAAGCCCAUCCCUUGUACUCAGACUGAUUUCACCUAGAUUGUCACAGUUUCCUUCAUGUUAACUUUGCGUGACUUUGUUCUUCCUUUACUACUCUCUAUGUAACAUAUAUACAUAUAUAUGUGCAUAUGCUGUCCCAAUAUACAUGUAUAUAUUUGUAUAGCAUUUUUACACCUCUGUGAGUAAUCUGGUUUCAAAAGGGAGUGAGAGCUUUGUCCCUUCUACAGUUUUAUCCAAGCUGUGUCCUGAGGAUUCUCACCCUCAGAGCCUGAGAGAACCCUAGGAAGAUGUUCAUUUGUUGUCAUUUCUUAAUUUGGGAUCUGUUAUCAAAUGAAACAUGAACAAAACGGUGACUUGUAAGGUGAAAAGAGUUUCAAGCAUUCCAAAUAAAUUCUCGCUGUUUCGUAACUUUUUAUUGUAAACCCACCUCCUAAUACAAAGCCAAGUACUAUUUGAUACAGUGAUCAAAACCAAACUACCUUGAUGUUUUUUUAAGACAACUUAUGGAUAAUGCUCAUUUUCACAAUCAGAAUAGCUUUAAAAUAUGGUUGAAUUUGAUACACACAGGAAAAGUUUUGUUUAAGAACAAGUCUUUUUUUGCUUUUCUUCUUGAAAGCUCUACAGAAAAAUUGUAGUUUGUUUUUCUGACAGCAAAAGAGUAAUGUGACAAAAUGAAGUCAUUGUAAAGAAGUGAUGCAACUUGUCAAAUAUUUAAUAAAGAAUUAUGGAAGCUGGAACAUUUUCUACAUCAA
Chinchilla lanigera (long-tailed chinchilla) is the source of this 9060-nucleotide messenger RNA. It is a transcript of the gene Nedd4l, whose product is annotated as neural precursor cell expressed, developmentally down-regulated 4-like, E3 ubiquitin protein ligase. Gene Ontology annotation, molecular function: protein binding; ubiquitin protein ligase activity; sodium channel inhibitor activity. Bases 489 to 4220 code for a protein of 1243 amino acids. The record is from RefSeq and is a predicted model, not a curated record. Lineage: Eukaryota; Metazoa; Chordata; Mammalia; Rodentia; Chinchillidae. The transcript has 27 exons. Gene Ontology annotation, biological process: regulation of dendrite morphogenesis; ubiquitin-dependent protein catabolic process.